Messenger RNA from Vitrella brassicaformis, 2104 nucleotides. Lineage: Eukaryota; Vitrellaceae. The record is from the annotation of a GenBank genome assembly.
CUAGUGGAGGUUCAUGUUGAGGUAUUUGUGGUUGGUCGUGACGGUGACGGUGAGGCCGGGCAGGGCGGCCGCCUCCCGGAUGCGGCGGAUGUACCCGGCGUACUUGUCCGAGUGCUGGCCGUCCAGCACACGGUUGAGGUCAGCCAGAGAGCCCACCCGGCACCGCGACACGGCCUCGCCCACCAUGCGAACCUGAAUCAAUGAAAUGAUAGACCCAGCACAGCCAACACAGACAAACAGACCAGGGAGGGAGGGACGGAGGGAGGGAGGGAACCACCCAAUCAGCCAAGCAUCAGACAGAUCACUGAGUGAGCACUGUCCGCACCUCAGCGUCGAAUCCGUCGUCGGCUGUUGUGUCGGUGACGGUCACUGCAAUGAAGGGCGCUAGGCACAGCACAAAGUACUCACUCGGCGGCCGCUGGGGCGGCGUGUUGGGCUCCUGCACGCCGCACCGAUGCACCCCCGCGAGCUGCCCCCCCAGCCCCCCCUGCCAGUUGGCCAGCAUGUCCUUGGCGGCCUGCACGUCGGCCGGCGUGCCGUCGGCCGCGAUGCGCACCGAGAGCGUCAUGGGGUUGGGUGCCUUGCGGUGCAGCUGAUUGAUCAGCGCCGCGUCGGAGAAGCGGAGCUGGAUUGGCUGGUUGAGGUAGGACACGGUCAGGUGUGGGUCGAUCUGCUCGCUGUCGGGCUGGUUGUCGUGGCGGUUGGCCAGCCUGAUGGUGGGCACGUGCAGCCGGCCGGUCGCGAAGUUGAUGGCAUCGAUGGUCGGCUCCGCCCAGCCGCCAUUGGGGUAGCUCCACGUGAUCGAGUGCAGCGGCGCCCCGAGCCCCGCCAGCGCCGGUAGCUCGUACUCGAGCACCGCCAGGGGCAUCGCGCCCACCUGCUGCUUCUCGUACUUCUCAAACAACUUCUCCUGCUCCAGACACGGACAGACAGCCCACAGACAGACAGACAGACAGACAGACGGACAGAUAGACAGACAGGUACACACAGCUGACUGACUGACUGACUGACCCCGAUCAGUUGACUGACCGUAUGUGUGUGUAUGCGUGUGUACCACGUGUUCGUGCGUGACGGUGAUGAUUUUUUUGUUGCUGGAGAGCGCCUUGAGGAGAAGCCACUUGUCCCACCGGAUGCCUAUGAGGCGGAUCUUCUCGCAGACCACGGCCAUCUUGGCCCACCGGUGGGCGUUGAGCCGGCUGAUGCGAUUGUUGUCCAGCGGAAUGGUCACUCUGAAGUGUCCGGGCAGCAGCCAGAGGGAGUACUGCUUCUCCACGGGCCGCUGCUUGGGGUGCGCGGAGCCCUGGCAGACCUUCUUGACCACGUCGCGGAAAAUGUACUGCCAGUCGGCAUCUACAGACACAUAUAUACCAUACAGAGAGAGAGAGAGAGAUCGAUGGAACAUGCAGACAGGCAGCGGAUAUAUGCGGGCGUGCAGGGCACUGCACGAACGUGCGUGUGUGCGUGCGGACGUAAGUACCUACCUUUGUGUUGGCAGAAGAAGACGAGCAUCGUCUCCACAGUAAGGAUUGCUUAAGCAACUCCAUAUACUGGCCAUGGGUAUUCUGCAACACACACCCCGGCGGCGCCGGCGGCUGCUGCUGCUGCUGCUGCUGCUGCCCUCCCCCUCCAGCCCCAUCAUGUCCCUGCGGCUGUCCCUGCGGCUGCGGCUGAGGCUGGACCUCCUCCACCGCGUCGUCCAUGGCCCACGAACGACAAUUAGUUGACGAAUGCGCACCACCCACCUACAGACAUACAUUCACAUGACACGUCACGUGACUCACGUCACGGCCAAUGCAUGCAUCAUUUCGCCGAGCACAGCACGAUAUGAUGCAGGCAUGCUUCAGACACAAUGCAUUGAGGGGUGUUGAAGGGGUAUUGAUGGGUGGGACGACCUGCCUGCCUGCCUGUCUGUCUGUCUGUCUGUCUGUCUGGGAGGGGGGGUAUAGUAGUAUAGAGAGGCGGAGUCCGCCGCGGAUGGCCUUUCGUACGUACCUGUGAGUGCGCGGGACGGUAAGUGGCUCAGCUGAGCACCCGGCUAGCGACGUCCAUCAAAUUCGACCCGUACGUCCUCUGCAGAGCGACUGACAUGACACCAACGAUGGCG